Cotesia congregata is the source of this 416-nucleotide messenger RNA. Lineage: Eukaryota; Metazoa; Arthropoda; Insecta; Hymenoptera; Braconidae. The record is from the annotation of a GenBank genome assembly.
AUAUGGUGAAGCAAAUGAGAGAAGAAAUGAAUAAAAUGUUCGCUGGAUUUCCAAGCCUUGAUGAUUUAAAACCAUUAGGAGGAAUCCCAAAGGACGCGAUCAACAAAACCAGCUCGAAAUCCGAAACUAAAGUGAUUAACGGGCACAAAGUAACGAUUAACGAAACUACUUUUUCGGACGGCACAAACAACUCAAACACCUUCGUCAGAUUCAAAGUAAUCCACGUAAGGCCCGAAAAUGAAACUUCUGUGGAAACAGGUAGCGACACCAGCCCAGAAAGUGUCGAAGUUGUUGAGACUGAAGUUGAUGAGGAACCGAACCCAACCUCCAAAGAUGAAACAACGAACAGAAGCGUCGAAGCCGUCGAGGAUUGGAAAAACGACAUUCCCGAUUCGCCGGUAGACGACCUCAAGGCU